AUCAUAUUUAGCACGAAAAAUCAAAAUGUAUAAAGAGAUGGGAGAAGUUAAAGAAUUUACUCACAAGCCAAACAUUGGCAAUAGAAGAGUGUUUACUUCUGAACAAGAAACUGAAUUAGCUUCUUAUUUAGUUAAAGCUGCAAAAAUUAGUCAUGGAUUAACUGCUGUGCAAACCAGGACACUUGCUUAUGAAUAUGCUUUGCUUAUAGAAUCGCCACUGAUUCCGGAUGUUUGGAAAAGCACAAAGCAAGCUGGCUAUGACUGGCUGAAGGGAUUUAUGAAACGAAGUGGGGAUCUCUCUCUCCGUACUCCUGAGCCAACUAGUCUGUCCCGAGCAACAAGUUUCAAUGCUUUAAAUGUCAGAAUAUUCUAUGAGAAACUUGCAGAAGUAAUGAAUCGCUACAAAUUUACAGCAGACAGGAUUUAUAAUGCUGACGAAACCGGGAUUACAACUGUACAUAAACCACCCAAAACUAUUGCAAAACGUGGUCAAAAGCAGGUUUCACAAAUAACAUCAGGCGAAAGGGGUCAACUCGUUACUAUGUUAUGUAUUGUAAAUGCCAUAGGAAAUACUUUGCCACCUGUAUUUAUUUUUCCAAGAACCAAUUACAAGGAAUUUAUGCUUCAUGGUGCACCUCCACAGAGCCUUGGAUUGGCGUAUAAGACUGGAUGGAUGACAUGUGAUAACUUUCUUGCAGCUCUUAAACACCUUGCCAAAUAUUCUUUCUGUACCCUAGAUAAUCCAAUAUUGUUACUAAUAGACAAUAGUGAAACACAUAUAAGUGUCGAAAUCAUAAAGUUUUCCAAGGAAAAUGGCAUAGUAAUUUUGACAUUUACUCCUCAUUGUAGCCACAGAAUGCAGCCACUCGAUGUUUCUGUCUUUGGCCCAUUUAAAGGUAGAUACAAUGCUGCUGCCAAUAACUGGAUGAUAACAAACCCUGGCAAAACCAUAACCAUUUAUAAUGUGGCCGAACUUGCAGGCAUUGCAUUUUCUUUGGCCUUCACAAGAUCGAACAUUCAGUCCGGUUUUCAUAAAAGUGGCAUUUAUCCUUUUAAUAAAGAAAUCUUUACUGAGGAGGAUUUUUUGAGUGCCUACGUUACAGACAGACCAAACCCAAUAAUAGCCCCAGAAACUUCUCCCAGCCAAAAUGAUGUAUCGCAACCUGGUACAUCAAAAGAAGUCGAGAAACCAUUAUUGGAUUUAGCAGUGCCAGUCCCGUCUUCUAAUGAUACAAAGCAUCUCUCUAUAGAAGUGAUCCGACCUUAUCCUAAGGCUGCACCAAGAAAGGCAUGUAGAGGUCGAAAAAAGG
Molecule: messenger RNA, 1310 nt
Organism: Uloborus diversus
Lineage: Eukaryota; Metazoa; Arthropoda; Arachnida; Araneae; Uloboridae
Exons: 1
Cellular component (GO): nucleus
Molecular function (GO): DNA binding
Source: RefSeq, a predicted model, not a curated record